Messenger RNA from Anisakis simplex (herring worm), 846 nucleotides. NCBI's taxonomy places the organism in Eukaryota, Metazoa, Nematoda, Chromadorea, Rhabditida, Anisakidae. The record is from the annotation of a GenBank genome assembly.
AUGUUAUCAACGACAUCAUUCGAUAACGCCGCAGCAAUGUUACCAGCCUCGUGUUUCUACCCGCCAUCGCAACCUCCCAAAUGGGUGACCAACGACGAAGAAACCAUAAAUCGUUUCACAACAACGGUUGAAGUGAAAUAUCCGAGCAGCAGCGCCGAUCAGCAGUUCAGGUAUCAACCGGAAAUGCGAUGGCCCACCGAAUUUCCCUACCAAUUCCAAUUUACCUCCCCAACCACCGUAAAUGAAUCGUGUCCCACCGAUCCAUUUCCGUCCACCUCAGUCGCAUUGCCGAACGCUUACAAAAUGGAUCCUACUUGUUAUUAUCCCAAUACAAUAAUACCAUCCAGCUAUGCGGCUACAACUCCCACCGGCUAUUUCACUGCAUCACAUCAACUUUCUCAGUGGAAGGUAAUUAUUGAACAUCUUCGUGAUAUGCCGUCCAGUGUUCAUUCAGCACAUUCAAUAAAAUCGAACGGAACCGUCAUACGUCCACCUGUAAAUGUCUCCACAACUGCACCACCGUAUCGAACUGGUCCUGGAACAAAUAAUGUCAGAGUGAGAACAAGUGAGAAGUAUCGAAUGGUGUACACAGAUUUCCAACGGUUGGAAUUGGAAAAAGAGUUCCGAACCACACAAUUCAUAAACUCUGAACGAAAGUCUCAACUAUCAACCGAGUUACAACUCACUGAACGACAAAUCAAGAUUUGGUUCCAAAAUCGUUGCAAUGGCGUGAAGUGUUUUGACUAUAUGGGGGAUGUCGAUGAAAAUAUAACCCCGAAAGAUUACCUCCUCGAAAGUAUACGUCCGCAACAACUAACAAACUUACGUAGUCCUCUUUUCGUGUGA